GACGUCCAGAUUGACACAUUGGCAAGACGAGCUGAGAAGCGACGGAUUUACGUGAAUGCAAAAUGACAGCUGUGCCGGGAUAUUCCUUUGUGCUGCUGUUGUGCGCAGGCUUGUGUUCUGCAAAGUUUAUGCAUAGAGAAAUUACGACGGUGUACGGCAACGAGAGAAAGUCAGUCACCAUCCCGUGCAUUUCCCCGGACAACGGCAUGGAGCAAAGCCAUCUGGUGCGGAUCUUCUCCGACACGGAGCCAAACAGAUCGCCGAACUUUCCUUACUCCAUGAACGCCGAUGAAGGCGCGAGGAUAGAAAACCUCAGCAUGGACAUGGAAGGCAAGUACAUGUGCAUCGGAUUCCUCGGCAAGAAGAAAGUCGAGUCGCAGAUCUUUGAGCUGAUUGUUGAGAAAGUCGACCACUUUCACAACGUGAAGCUCAAUGCCUCCUGGGUGAUGCUAAAACGAGGCGAUAUGUUUUCUGUCCUCUGCGAGGUCAAUUCCGUCAGGCCAAGUCGGCCACUGAAGUGGACCGCCAGCUCUACAAAUGUGUCGUACGGCAUGAAACAAUUUAACAGUGUAGAUAAUGGCUACUAUCGGACGGAGUGCCUCUACAUCACAUCGGUGCACCCGGAUGACGCCGGCAGCUAUACUUGUUACAGCGUAAUAAGAAUGGAAGGAAGGAAAUACAAUUACAAAAAUGCAACAGUCGAACUGGUCGUUGUAGAUGACGGCUUCAUUAACGUAACAAAGCAAAGCUCCGAUACCCACAAAAUCUUGAAGGAGGGGGAUUCUACAACCCUGGAAGUGGAAAUGGUGGCCUAUCCACCCAUCACCCACUGGGCAUGGUACCACGGCGAGGAGCUGGUCAAUGAGACCGAGCAUACUGAGAAGUCAUCCGUCGACGACAGACACAGGUACAAGUUCGAGCUGAAUCUGUUACGAGUCAAAGCCAAUGAGAAUGGGGAAUACUCCUUCUUCGCUCAGAACGCCGACCGAAAUAUCUCAGUGCCCUUCUGGAUCUCUGUUACAAGCCAAAUAAUCCGCCCAAAAACGGUCCAUGUGACCGACACAUCGUCCAUAACUGCUGUCAUCGCGGUGACAUGUGUGCUGCUUGUCGGAUUCAUUGUGCUUCUCUACAAAUACAAAACUCGACCCAGGUACGAAAUCCGCUGGAAGAUGAUUGAAGCAGUAAACAAUGGAAACUCGUACAUUUACAUUGACCCAACGCAGCUACCGUACGACGACAAGUGGGAGUUUCCACGAAAUAAGCUUGUCUUUGGGAAACUACUGGGCUCCGGGGCCUUUGGCAAGGUCGUGAAGGCCGCAGCGCACGGCCUUCUCAAUGAAGACACUUCCACCAACGUGGCUGUGAAGAUGCUUAAACCCGGUGCUCACUCCAGUGAGAAAGAGGCCCUAAUGUCGGAGCUGAAGAUAAUGAGCCACUUGGGUCAUCAUCUGAACAUCGUUAAUCUGCUGGGGGCUUGCACCGUUGAAGGUCCGACUUUGGUCAUCACUGAGUACUGCUGCUUUGGAGACCUCCUCAACUUUUUGCAGAAGAAGAAAAGUGACUUCAGCCUCGAGAUUGUGAAGAAUAAAUUGUCUAACUACUCCAAUAUGCAGUCGAUAAAGAACUUCCUAAAUCUGAGAGAGACCAAGGCAGAGAGCAAUGACUACUGUCAGAUGAAUGCAAGUAUGGCCCAAGUGGACUUCCCAGAACGUGCUGGUGCAAUGAUGGACUAUGUGGAAUGCAAGAGCCUGGAUGAUGGCAAAAAUGCACUGCUGGCAGAGAUGGAGGAAGCUGACAACCUCCCUUUGGACCUUCAAGAUCUUCUCAGUUUUGCUCUCCAUGUUGCCAAGGGAAUGGCCUUCCUUUCCUCAAAGAAUUGCAUCCAUCGUGACCUGGCUGCUCGGAACGUCCUGAUUACGAGCGGCCGUGUCGCCAAGAUCUGCGACUUUGGCCUGGCUCGAGACAUCGACAACGACUCCAACUACGUCAUCCGUGGGAACGCUCGUCUUCCCGUCAAGUGGAUGUCCCCGGAGAGCAUCUUCCACUGCCUGUACACAGGCCAGAGCGACGUUUGGUCCUAUGGCAUCCUCCUGUGGGAAAUCUUCUCUCUCGGUGAGACACCCUACAGUGGCAUCAGAGUGGACUCCAGCUUCUACCAGAUGAUCCAAGAGGGAUACAGAUUGCCGCCACCAAGAUUCAAUACAACUGACAUGUACGAACUGAUGCUGGCUUGCUGGAAUGCGGAACCGGUGGAGAGACCCACGUUUGAUCAGCUGGUCGAUUUAAUUGAACGACAGUGGUCGUACAGGCACUCGUGCAAGGAAGAAACUCUUCAAUAGCAUCGUUCUCCGAGGGGCCAGUGGUAGAGCGAGCAGAUCGAGAUCUGAAGGUGGAGAAUAAAAAAACAUGGUCGGGGGUUGAUGUGGCCCAUCGCACCUCAGGGGUUGUUAAAAUCGGUGCCACUCUAUGAUCACGUGGCCCAGGGCUGUAAACGGGAGACGAACACCACUUCAGUAUUCAUUUGAGUCAAAAUUACUUCAACGUUGGAGUACUGCAUCAGCAUUACGUGUAUUUAAACUUUACUGCACUUGAGCCCUAGUCUGCUGAAUUCUAAUUAAUCUUCACAUUCUCCACGGAGCCAGAGUCCAGUUCAUUUAGAAAACACACUCAUGCAUUUUAAUUUACUCGGUGAAGAUUCAUAUCGGCAAUAAAUGGCUACAUUCUGAUGUCCAAAUCCGCAAAAAUAACAUGCAUUUAUAUUCUUAAGAGAAUAGUGAAUGUAGCCAUUUCAUUCAUGCACUUCAUAUUUUCCUCAUACGUGAGCUGCCAGAUAAUGUAAUUAGCGUUAUGUGCUGCUCUUACCGAUGUGGGGGGGGGGGGGGGGGGGCGGACACCAGUUUCAAAGGGGCCUGGGAAAUAUCGACCACAACAAAUGUUGUCGAUCAAAAAUUAUCGUCAGUAAGUCGACUUUGCAUUGACCCAUCGUGCCAUCUGUACCGUUCUUUACAAGCAGCAUCGCUCAAGCAGCGUUUACAACCCCGGUUCCUUUCGCACGUUAAGUGAAGCCAAAUCGUGUCAUUUACCAGACUUAUGCACAACACGUCGAUUUGUGUUCCCGACUUAACACCUCAACUCCGCUGCCUGGCUCCUCUCCACCCAUCCACCCUUUCAAUAUCGUUCUGCUCUCUCUGCCUUUGGCCCUCUCUCUCUCUCUGAAUGCCUACCCUCUAUCUUUCUUGCUGUGCUCAUUGACUCUCCGAUCCUUUAUUAUCUCCGCACUGAUAUAUCUAACAAUACUGGAGUAGUCUAAUUCCGCCACACUGCAACUGAAUAGGGCAUCACCCCUGGCAAAUGAAACACAUGGAACCGCCAGCGGGAUUGGUCGUUUUCCACAGAUAUGAAUUGCGAAAAAAUUUAAGUUGCACUGCUUCAACCUAGGAACUCACUGCCUUUAACUGUGGUAAUACAUUUAAUAUACAAAUAAUAAUAAAAAACUCAUAAUCCAUCAGCCUUAACGCACGAUAUUGAGCAUCGCAAAGAGACAUCCCUCAUGGAUGGGAGACAGCCUCUGCUGUAGAAUGUGCAAAGUAUGAAUUGCUUCCAUAUCCCAUGUCAACUGUCUGUUUUUGGCUUAAUUGCAUCAGAACAGAGUGCUCUGUCAAGUUAAGUGGCUGUCUAGGCCAACAGGUGAAUCAACACAGUAUGGCACGUGACUCUUGUUUCAAUUAUGUACGGUUUUUUUUCAUAACGUUUAUGGUAUAAAUUGUUUCUUCAAACUUUCGUGACUGCAGGAAUUCAUAUUUUUAUUAUUUUUCUAUAUACGUGACUUUACCGAAAGAACCAAAGAAUGUGUAUGGUAUACUUUUGUUUUCAUAGUAACAAUAUUAAUGCACUUAAUAUAUUUCGAAGAUGACAUUUGCACUGUGGUGAUUUCAUACAUUAGUUACUAAUUUUAUUAACAUACAAUAUGAUCACUGAUAGUUACUGUAAUUUACGUGAAAUUAAGAUAACAUAGAUUCGUCAAAUGGUAUUUAAGCUAGUGGAAAUACAAAUUUGUACUGACAUUUUAUAGCUUGUCACAAAAGCAUUACAGUAUUCGCUAAUGAUGCAUUACUGGUACAGUUUAUGAGUAAUGAAUAUCGAUUUAUAUGAUCACAACAAGCUUUACAUGGUAAUUUGUAAAGCAUACUUUUGUAAUGGAACAUGAUAUAUCUGAAACUAAUGAUGACAAACAUCAUUGGAGUAAUACAUCUCAUGCUGUCGUAACGUGGUUUUAAUGCAACUUUUGUCUUUGUUGUACAAUGUUGUGUUAGAUCCAUAAUUUGCUUUUCGUCUUCGGCAAAGUAUUUCACUGAUAUAUAUUUUUUUAAACGUCUAUUUUCUAAGCUUGUAACUGUAAGCUUGAAUAGUGUCUGAGGUUUGUCAGUUUUUAAUUAUCACACGUUUUAUAAUUUCGUGUUUUUUUUACAUUCGUGGAUUAUCAACACACCACCAGGAUAUUAAUCAGAUCACUUUGAUUUUUAACACCGGGCUGUUGAGGGAAUAUAAGUGCUGGUCUAAGGUUAGGACGAUUUAAAGAUGUAUCUCAAAUGCUAUGAAUGGAAGUGUUAUUUCAAAAUAGAUUUGUAGCUUAACUGACACCGACAAUUAAUGGCGAGUCCAGUACUGUAAACCUGUUUGGAGUAGAAAUAGGUGUUUUAAUACACCGAUAACUUGAUUUUUUCAAACUUUCAAAUGUUUUACUGGACAUAUUGAACUCUUGUUUUAAAAAUGAACUUAAGUCUUUUUUUCACACACUAUCUUCGUUUUUCACCAAAAAAAAGAUAAAAUGUAUUUUUCAGUAUUUUUUUUUCUUUUUGUAUCGUUAAAUAUCCAGUAUUCAUAUUUUUACCCAAAAGUUGUACAAUAUUAAAUAAACAGCAAAACAUAU
Messenger RNA from Petromyzon marinus (sea lamprey), 4930 nucleotides. Its product is annotated as mast/stem cell growth factor receptor kita-like. Gene Ontology annotation, molecular function: ATP binding; transmembrane receptor protein tyrosine kinase activity; growth factor binding. The record is from RefSeq and is a predicted model, not a curated record. Gene Ontology annotation, biological process: multicellular organism development; protein phosphorylation; cell surface receptor protein tyrosine kinase signaling pathway. Gene Ontology annotation, cellular component: plasma membrane; signaling receptor complex. NCBI's taxonomy places the organism in Eukaryota, Metazoa, Chordata, Hyperoartia, Petromyzontiformes, Petromyzontidae.